Messenger RNA from Dryobates pubescens (Downy woodpecker), 1011 nucleotides. RefSeq names its product MOB kinase activator 1B (gene MOB1B). The record is from RefSeq and is a predicted model, not a curated record. Gene Ontology annotation, biological process: hippo signaling; positive regulation of protein phosphorylation. The coding region runs from base 133 to 783 and encodes 216 amino acids. The transcript has 6 exons. Gene Ontology annotation, cellular component: cytoplasm; nucleus. Gene Ontology annotation, molecular function: protein kinase activator activity. NCBI's taxonomy places the organism in Eukaryota, Metazoa, Chordata, Aves, Piciformes, Picidae.
UCCCCGCCCCGCGGCGCUCUCCCCGCACCGCCCGCCCUGCGCCGCCGCUGCCAUUGGGAGCCGAGCCGCGCCGAGCCGAGCCGAGCAGCGCCGAGCCCAGGCAGCCGCCGGUCCCGCUCCGCCGCCAUCGCCAUGAGCUUCUUGUUUGGCAGUCGCUCUUCCAAGACCUUCAAGCCAAAGAAGAACAUUCCAGAGGGCUCUCACCAGUAUGAGCUGCUGAAGCACGCCGAGGCCACGCUGGGCAGCGGCAAUCUGCGCAUGGCUGUCAUGCUGCCGGAGGGGGAGGACUUGAACGAGUGGGUUGCAGUCAACACUGUCGACUUCUUCAACCAGAUCAACAUGCUGUAUGGAACCAUCACAGACUUCUGCACGGAGGAGAGCUGCCCUGUGAUGUCUGCUGGCCCCAAAUAUGAGUACCACUGGGCAGAUGGGACAAACAUAAAGAAACCAAUUAAGUGCUCAGCACCAAAGUACAUUGAUUACCUGAUGACUUGGGUCCAGGAUCAGCUGGAUGAUGAAACUCUCUUUCCUUCCAAAAUAGGUGUUCCCUUCCCAAAGAACUUCAUGUCAGUGGCAAAGACGAUUUUGAAGCGUCUCUUCAGAGUCUACGCUCACAUUUACCACCAGCACUUCGACCCAGUGAUCCAGCUGCAGGAGGAGGCUCACCUUAACACUUCCUUCAAGCACUUUAUAUUCUUUGUUCAGGAAUUCAACCUCAUCGAGAGGAGAGAGCUCGCACCGCUGCAAGAACUGAUUGAAAAACUCACCUCUAAGGACAGAUAAAAGGAGGAGGAGUUCUUCAAGCCCCUUGUUUCUUUAAGCAAGAGUUUGGGUAUUUGGGUUUUAUCAUUUUGGUUUGGUUUGGUUUGUAUCUUUUUUUUUAACAGCAAAACCCAAGAGAACAAGGCCCCUGUGCUGUUCCCGGUGACAGCCAAGAUCUCCUCCCUGUGCUUUGCUCAGGGGAGGUCUCUCCUCUGUCAGUGACCCAGUGCUAAACACCUUCCUCUUUUU